AUGGUAACUUCUGCCGAAUAUUCAGUGCCUCGAGAGGCCCGAGCCCUCUUUGAGGAAGGAAUUCUGAACAAUCCCCUAAUGUCGACCUUGCCUACAGAAUUGAAACCCCUCAGCAAGCAUGUCACAUUCACCGGCACUGAGAAACCGAGUAUUCCCAUCAACUGGAGGUUCGCAGAGAGCAUUUCCGCCCUCAAGGCAUUCGAAGCCACUAUGCUCAACCACCUCUUGACGCGCAAAUACGGUAUCCAGCCGGUAGAUAUUGCUAUCAACAUCGAUCACGCAAGCUUGUUUUUCAUGUCGCCAGUGGUCGCACAAUACAUCAAGGAUGGCACUCCGGUGCCCCUGGAUCCGUUUUCGCCGGAUAUGUUGAAAUUGAUUCCCAGCCAAGACAAGCAUCGGAGCCAAGAUAAUCUUCACCGCGUUUUAGCGACUAAUAUUUACAAGACAGAGGAUGCUCGAUUUUAUCAUAUCCACGACGGCGAAGAGGGCGACACCUAUGAUGCUGUGGUGGAGAGAAUCCAGAAUGCUGUCCUAGAGCAUGAAGCUGCCCCCUUAGAUGACCUCAUGAACGAGAAAUAUCGCCAGGCCGGUACUAUCGCGUAUACCUCGGCCGAGUAUUUCGAUAGCGACCAUGGUAAGGCUUCAGGAAAGGUUGGACUAUACGAAAUUGCCAAGGAUGUUGCCUCAUCUCAGCCGGCGGCUUGGUGGGAGGACAACGAUAGUCUCCUGGCUUCGCCCAAGCGGCCCUUGGCUGGCCUCAAGGUCGUCGAUUUGACCCGUGUCAUUGCUGGCCCCGCCAUUUCGAGGAGCCUCGCCGAGAUGGGCGCGAGUGUCAUGCGGGUUGUCUCCCCACACGUUACGGACUUGUCGCCCGUCUUCCAGGACUUGAACUGGGGAAAGUGGAAUGCAUUCCUCCAUCUCAAGAUCGACGGCUACCGGCCCGGAGUCAUGGACCGUCUCGGGUUCGGCCGCCAGGCCAUUUUUGACUUGGUCAAGGACCGUCCAGCGGGAAUCAUUCACUGUUGCGGCGUCUCUAGGGCUUACGCCGAUGCGAUGGGCGUUGAGGGAGCAGUAACUCCUGUAUUCCCCAACUCUGAUUACUGCACCGGAAUCUGUGGGAGCUCCGCCGUCCUUGAAGCGCUGGUUGCGCUCAACUACUACUCUCAAUGGCUUGUUCGUUCCUGCGGAGCCUACCCUCAGGAGAUCUGGGAUGAGUUGUGGACGCGCCACGGCUCGCCAACCUUCCAGUACUACCAUGCAAUGCAGCACCUCCUGCCUGCAAUGAUGAAAAUGCUCUACCAGUACGACGCCAAAACCCUAUUUCAGGCCGACUUCUUCGAGCCAAGAGUGUCAAAAGCGCUGAAUACUACGUUUAUUCAAGUCAAGCCGAUCGCCCAGUUCCCAAAUAAGGAGGUAGAGCUGGGAUACAAUAUUGGUACCCGAGGCAAUGGAGUCGACCAGCCCGUGUGGCCCAAGAAUCUUACUGUCGAGAUCGUAACCGGCUAA
Messenger RNA from Scedosporium apiospermum, 1506 nucleotides. RefSeq lists its product as uncharacterized. Lineage: Eukaryota; Fungi; Ascomycota; Sordariomycetes; Microascales; Microascaceae. Gene Ontology annotation, molecular function: catalytic activity. The record is from RefSeq and is a predicted model, not a curated record. The transcript has 7 exons. Bases 1 to 1506 code for a protein of 501 amino acids.